Messenger RNA from Pseudopipra pipra, 4667 nucleotides. RefSeq names its product Ras related GTP binding D (gene RRAGD). Bases 129 to 1328 code for a protein of 399 amino acids. Lineage: Eukaryota; Metazoa; Chordata; Aves; Passeriformes; Pipridae. The record is from RefSeq and is a predicted model, not a curated record. Gene Ontology annotation, molecular function: GTPase activity; GTP binding. Gene Ontology annotation, cellular component: lysosome; Gtr1-Gtr2 GTPase complex; nucleus. Gene Ontology annotation, biological process: negative regulation of autophagy; cellular response to starvation. The transcript has 7 exons.
CAGCGCCGUGCGGGGGGAAGGUGGGGAGCGGCGGCGGGCGCGGCGCCAGCGCGGGACCUGCGCCCCCCGCGCCCCGAGCCCGCCCGCAGGCAGAGGGGCCGCGGAGCCCUGCUGGGAGCACGGCCGGCAUGAGCCAGGUGCCGAGGAAGCUGCCGGAGGAGGAAGAGGGGGACGAGGAGGAAGAGGAGGAGGAGAUCGUGGGCUUGGCGGGCUACGCCGACGGGGCCGAGUCCUUCUCGGACGGCGACGCAGAGAGCGGCGGCGAUGAGGCGUUUUUGGAUUUCAAUGAUCCCUUCAGUACUGAAGUUAAGCCAAGAAUCCUGCUCAUGGGAUUGAGAAGAAGCGGGAAGUCUUCCAUUCAGAAAGUUGUCUUUCACAAAAUGUCGCCGAAUGAGACUCUCUUCUUGGAGAGCACAAACAAGAUCUGCAGAGAGGAUGUUUCCAACAGCUCCUUUGUCAACUUUCAGAUAUGGGAUUUUCCUGGGCAAAUUGACUUCUUUGACCCUACGUUUGAUUAUGAGAUGAUUUUCAGAGGCACUGGAGCACUAAUAUUUGUUAUUGAUUCUCAGGAUGAUUAUAUGGAAGCAUUGGCUCGGCUGCAUCUUACUGUGACCAGAGCUUAUAAAGUGAAUCCAGAUAUCAACUUUGAAAUCUUUAUCCAUAAAGUAGAUGGUUUAUCUGAUGAUCACAAGAUUGAAACACAGAGAGAUAUUCACCAGAGGGCAAAUGAUGACCUUGCAGAUGCUGGAUUGGAGAAGAUUCAUCUCAGCUUUUAUCUGACAAGCAUAUAUGAUCAUUCUAUAUUUGAAGCGUUUAGCAAAGUGGUACAGAAACUGAUUCCACAGCUCCCAACACUGGAAAACCUGCUUAACAUCUUUAUUUCAAAUUCUGGGAUUGAAAAAGCAUUUUUAUUUGAUGUAGUCAGUAAGAUCUACAUUGCAACGGACAGUACUCCAGUGGAUAUGCAAACUUAUGAGCUCUGCUGUGAUAUGAUAGAUGUUGUGAUUGACAUUUCCUGUAUAUAUGGGCUUAAAGAUGAUGGCACUGGAACUCCUUAUGACAAAGAGUCAAUGGCAAUCAUAAAACUGAACAAUACAACUGUCCUUUAUUUAAAAGAGGUGACAAAAUUCCUCGCUCUUGUUUGUUUUGUCAGAGAAGAAAGCUUUGAGAGAAAAGGAUUAAUAGACUACAAUUUCCAUUGUUUUCGAAAAGCCAUACAAGAAGUAUUUGAAGUAAGAAUGAAAGUAGUAAGAUCUCGAAAACAUCAAAGCCACAUGCAAAAAAAUAAAAGACCCACUCCCAACGGGACACCAAGAAUGCCACUGUAACCGCGGUUUUCUGGCAAUGUGGCAAGCGAAGUUUUUAUGAAGUUGAUGUGACUUCUGCAUCUCAUUGCACUGAGUGAAGAGGAAAACAAACGGGACUGAUGUAUUAUAUGACUUUUCCCUCAACGUUCAGAAAGCACUGUUUAAAUAUUUUUAUCCAAUCAGUUUUUUUCAUAUAGUGAGCACUUUGAGCAAAACGUUGUGUAUAUAAACAUUGAGGUGAACACUUGUAAGAAUUUUCUUAAUAUAUGCUGUAAACCUUUUUCAUGCCAUAUUAAGAAAAAACAGCUGUGACAGAAAUACUGGGUACAUAAUUUGCACUUUUUCAUGUUUUCCUUGUGGAGUUGGACUUUGAUAAACUUAGUUUUUAUGGUGAUUUUGAUGCAUGGUGUCAGGUAAAAUGUAUGCUGUAGUUUAUUUACCUGCUACAAUCAAAUUGGUUAGUAAACAAUUAAGAAAACUUGGUACAAUGCCUUUUAAAAUUUGUGACAGCUAAUACCUAACAUUCAUACAGAUCUAAUUUCGUAUAUUUUUCAAUUUGUAAACUGAAGAAUAAUUUUGAAGUAUUACAGCAAUAAGCACCUUACCAGGGAUCAUAACUGGUAGGUAAAUACUAGCUUUUAUAAAACAGGCUUUUGGCCAAAUUUCAUCUGGAGUUCUCCAUAACACUGGUCAUGCCCUCUCUUGGGUCUAUUUUUAUUAUUUACCUCAGCAUAUGCCACUAAAAUACCUUUCUAUAAAGACAAUUGUUUUGUAAAAUGGCUCUAUGUUGCACUGGUAUUUUUAUAAGGCUUCAGAGAAGUGUGUUGUAUUUGUAAGUUGAAGUUACAUUGCUAAGUUUGUCUUGAGAGCCUACACAUGUACAGUUGGCACAGUGAAGACUCUGUAUGUAUUUCCACCCUGACGUUCUGAUGUACUGAUAAGAAGUCAUAAAGAUGUGAGCACUGGGUUCUGAUUCCCUCUAACAGGGGUCCAUCUGUGACUGAAAUCAAGAAGAGACCAUUAAAAUGAGGACUGGACAAUCUAUCUGCUGUAGUAAUCAGCAUACAUCACUACUUUUUAUUUUAAUAUUGAAUAUGGACAGAUUUACCACAGGAUUGGCCAGGACAGCAGAGCACUCUCAAACAUAAAAAGAAGUAACACUUGCUUUCCAAGUUCUUUAUCCAGUGUUUUUGUUUAAUUAGUGAUACAAAAUUAUAGUUCCUAGUCAGAAGAGCAACUCUUUUCUUUUUCCAGUCCUGCUACAAACCAAUUGCAUGCACAGUCAUGUUGUUGGCGGCUCUUGGGAGUGGGAAGAACUUGACCUGAAUGGAGGCAGCUUUCUGUACGCCAGAAACCGGUUACGUGAGAUGUACCUUUUUCACAGCUAAUCUGCCACCAGCCGAGGUAGCUCUGGAGAUGGGGGAAGGUUGAAUUUGAAAGUUUUUCUCUUAGCCAAGGUGAGGCAUAAUGCUGCGUGUCUUUUAGUGAGUUAUGAGCCCCCAGAGUUUGCUGGCUUCUGUUGAACAAGGAAGGGUUUAACCUGCGGUAGGCAAGGCUAAGUUGUGGCUUGGAUGCACAUUCAGAGUUGCUGUAUGCUAUAUGGGCACACCUGGAAGCUCAAGUACCAUACUGAAUACACGAUUUGGGAGAGCCAGUUGGCAUGAAUGCAAAGGCUCUUCACACAGACAUCUGCCAAAAGGGAGACCAAGUAGUUUCCAAACCCUUUAUUGCUGCCUGAUUCACAUGGCUUUGCUUUUUAGGAACAAAUUGGCACUAUUGAACGUACGUGGAGUUCUUAGGAAAAGAUGCUAGUCAAUAGCUCCAUCAAGACCCACUUGAUAAGUAAUGCAGUUCUAGGUGCUCAGGAAGGUAAGAAACAUUGAUAAUAGUGAAAAGUACUGGUCCUGGUGCCAGUGUGAAGGAUAGUGACAGCAGCUGUAGAGUUCAAAUUCCUUUUGGUGCUGUUACCACCUGUCAACUUAGUUGAGCGUAGCUCUUCUGACCAGCCCUUCAGUUAACGUAAUGCAAAGCUGUUUUCAGAGUUCACCAAAGCAGUGGUGGGUAAGAGCUACCUUUUGGCAGCUUUCCAGUCCACAGGACUUUCAUUGAAGGGCUGCCAUAAUUUCUGGCCAUGCAUUUGUCUUUCAGUUUGUUGAGAUCUACCACUUGGUCAUAGUCUCUGUCCUUCUCCCUUCAUUCCUUCAGGUGUAGGUGACUGUGUGGGACUAAGAACACCUACCAGGCGGGGCCAGACUUUUUUUUUCUUUUCUUUUUUUUCUCCUCUGUGUAAACAAAGUAUCUCAUCAUAAUGGCUAUGGUAUGAAUCAUAACUGAAUGUAGCUUCCAUAUAUUUGGUCUGAGUUCUAUACAGUCAUGCAUACCCUUGUAUUAGAGAUUAUCAGCUUAUUUAAGAGAGUGAAGUUAGCUCUUAUCAUCCCUUCUAGAAUUUGUAAUAGAGUAUGUUGCAUAAUUUAGUGGAGAUGAUGUUAGCUAAUGCAUAAAAUUUCUAAUUGGAUAUUAUCGGAGUAAGGAUAAUUUUUAUCAGAUUACUUAUGUUUCAAAUAUAAUUAUAAAAUUGAAUGCUAAAAAUGCAUUAGUUUUACUAUUUAACUUUGGUAUGUUCAGGUUAGGUAAUAACUCACAUGUUUCACUUCUGAGUAAUUUUCUAAUUAGUACCUCAGAUUUUCACAUUCUAGCUGAACUGAUUGAGCACUGAGUGAGGCAUGCAAGGUUCUUUUCUUUUUAAGAACAUAUUAUUUUAAAACUCUUGCUUUUUCUUUUAAAUUUUAUUGAGAUUCUAGUUUUUAUUUUAAAGGAAUGAAAUGCCCCAUAUGCUACAAGACCCACUUCUGACAAGGCAGUGUUGAGAUACCUUUUCUAAAAUUAGAAACUGUGCAAGAAGUAAUUACUUUCCAAAUAGUCCAGUAUUUCUAAAAUACCCGAUCCACGAGUCCCAAUUUUUUACAUAUCAUUGGAGUUGCCUAGAAAUGGUAGGGACCAUUACUGAGCUAACCAUGUCUCUUUAAAAACACUUUUUUUUUACAAUAAACGCAGACCAAUUUAGUAUCCCUCAGACAUUUUAAAAUCAAGAGCUGAAUAACUAUAAAACUUUGGUUCAAACAACUUGUUAUAAUCGAGGAAAUCUCUAUAAGUAAUUUAAGAGGCAGCAGCCUAGAGUAUGUAAUGUAUUCUGUGAAGAGUUAAAAUGCAUCCUUGAGCAUGCACUGGAAUGUGGCUAUUUAAAAUGUUAAAGUGCUGGAAUGUGUUUUUAAAAAUCAGUGAUUACAGAUGUGCUGUGCAUUAUCAUGGAAGUGUAAUUGACAGGAAGAAACUACUCUGAUAAAACAUAAUUCAAAUUGA